Molecule: messenger RNA, 2024 nt
Organism: Erpetoichthys calabaricus (reedfish)
Lineage: Eukaryota; Metazoa; Chordata; Cladistia; Polypteriformes; Polypteridae
Gene: csad
Product: cysteine sulfinic acid decarboxylase
Exons: 14
Coding region: 135-1688 (517 amino acids)
Biological process (GO): carboxylic acid metabolic process
Cellular component (GO): cytoplasm
Molecular function (GO): sulfinoalanine decarboxylase activity; pyridoxal phosphate binding
Source: RefSeq, a predicted model, not a curated record
CUUCUCUAGCUGGGGUCCACGUGCGCGCGUCGGUGGAGGGCUUUGGCAGGCUCCAGCUUAUUGUUGCUUAAUCCAAAGUGCGCUGUGAAGGAACGGAUCUCUCGGGAAGAAGCCACUCCUCACCUGCAGCGACGAUGAGCGAACGACUGGAGCAACGCACAGCAGGACAGCCUGAAGGUGAGGUGUCCUCCAAACAAAAGGUCAUCACUGUGGACGGCUUGACCCUGAAUGGCCCUCUACAUGACAAUAAGGCUGGAGAGCUCUUCGUGGACGAGGCCUUCCAGAUCAUUAUGGACGAGGUCGUCAAGAAAGGAUGCAACAUAAAGGAGAAGGUCUGUGAAUGGAAGGAUCCAGAGAUGCUAAGGGAUCUGUUGGACUUGGAACUCGGAGACAGCAGUGAGCCCCAUGAGAAGCUACUGCAGCUGUGCCGCGACGUGGCCAGGUUCAGUGUGAAAACCAAUCACCCCCGGUUUUUCAAUCAACUCUUUGCAGGACUGGACCACCAUGCACUUGUUGGACGGUUCUUGUCGGACUCUCUGAACACUAGUCAGUACACUUAUGAGGUUGGUCCGGUGUUUGUCCUCAUGGAGGAGGUGGUGCUCACCAAACUGAGGGCUGUCAUUGGCUGGAACUCAGGGGAUGGUAUUUUCUGCCCUGGAGGCUCCAUUUCCACCAUGUACGCAAUGAACCUAGCCAGGUAUCGGGCCUUCCCGGAGGUAAAGGUGCGAGGUCUCUGGUCGCUGCCAAGGUUGGCAUUAUUCACUUCUCAGGAGUGCCACUAUUCUGUGAAGAAGUCUGCAUGUUUUCUUGGAAUUGGGUUGGAGAAUGUGCAGUUGGUCGAUGUCGAUAACAGGGGCAUAAUGAUAGUAGAAGACCUAGUGAAGAAGAUAGAAAAAGCAAAGUCAGAGGGCAUCUUCCCAUUUAUGGUGAGCGCUACAUCUGGCUCCACAGUCUUUGGAGCUUUUGACCCAUUGGAUGAGAUUGCUGAUGUCUGCCAAAAGUACCAGCUUUGGUUUCAUGUGGAUGCUGCCUGGGGUGGAAGUGUGCUGCUUUCAAAGAAACACAGGCACCUGAUGACAGGUAUUGAUAGAGCUGACUCAGUGGCCUGGAACCCCCAUAAAAUGAUGAUGGCCGGCUUGCAGUGCUCUGCUUUUCUGCUGAAGGACACAAGUAACCUGUUGAAGCUGUGCCACUCAGCCAAUGCCACCUACUUGUUUCAGCAGGACAAGUUCUAUGACAUUAGUUAUGACACAGGAGAUAAGUCCAUUCAAUGUGGACGCAAAGUGGACUGUCUGAAGCUGUGGCUUAUGUGGAAAGCCAGGGGCACUCGUGGAAUGGAGGAGCGAGUGGACCGUGCCUUUGCCUAUACAAGAUAUCUCAUGGAUGAAAUGAAGAAGAGGGAAGGGUUCCAGUUGCUACUGGAGCCCCAGUUUGUUAACAUAUGCUUUUGGUACAUUCCACCAAGUUUGCGGGGGCAACAAGGCCAGGAAGGCUAUGAGGAGAAACUGUCCAAGGUGGCCCCGAUUGUAAAAGAACGCAUGAUAAAAAAGGGCAGCAUGAUGGUUAGCUACCAGCCACGUGGCAGCCAAGUAAAUUUCUUCCGCAUGGUGGUGAUCAACCCACAGAUUACCCGUGAAGACCUGGACUUCUUCCUGGAUGAGAUUGAGAGCCUGGCCAGUGAUCUGUGAUGUCAACCAACCAGCAAGAAAGAGAAGGACCAGAAGGACAAAGCUGCACAAAUGAAGGCUACAAUCUCCUGAUGAGCAGAGUUCAUAAAUGUAGAUAAGAACAUUUUGACUGUGAGAACAUGGACUUGGGCACCACAAGGGAAUGCCACCUCUUAGUACUGAGCACACAUAGGUAUUAGUAGGCAUGACACCUGCUUGAAAAGCUGUCACUCUGGCUUUGAGAUGCUCACAGCAUUUCAUUUUGAUAUGUAUAGUGCUUUGACUUUUUUUUUUUUUUUUGCAGCUUAAUUAUUAGUUUCAAUUUGUUAUUUAAAUUAAAAAAUCAUCUACUGAUUU